Suillus paluster is the source of this 1092-nucleotide messenger RNA. RefSeq lists its product as uncharacterized. The transcript is spliced from 4 exons. The record is from RefSeq and is a predicted model, not a curated record. NCBI's taxonomy places the organism in Eukaryota, Fungi, Basidiomycota, Agaricomycetes, Boletales, Suillaceae. Bases 216 to 905 code for a protein of 229 amino acids.
UGUCGUCCGAGGAGGUUUCAGCGCAGCGCCCAAUGACGCUCCCGACUUUCACACGAGAGGACUAAUAAGUCAGCACAAGGGUGCAUGGAUUCAACCCACAAACGCCGUCGUCGUAAAUACCAUCACUCACACGUUUCUGCUUCCAAUCGUACUAACGGCCCGCGACCAACUUGGGUCACCUUACUUUCUACCAUCUGACGAGGCAAAAACACAAGAUGCUGUCAUCGCUUGAACCCCUGGAGGAGAGAUUCAGACAGGUAGAAGAAGAGAGUGAGAGAAGGGCCAUGGAAGAACAUGAGCGGUCGGCAAACGAACUAGUCGACCCUGAAGUCAGCCUCAGCAAGCGGCGACACCAGCGGAAGAAGACCUCUGUGUCAGUUUCUCGAUUUGGUCAGCCUUCAGAUAGCAAUGGCGCAAGUAGUUCCACCUCACCCACACCCUCCGUACUCGCUACAGUUGCCCAGAAGUCGACAUUCUACCAUUCAUUAGCAAACCCCAGAAGCAUGGACUCCUUCAUUUCCGAAGGUUCAGAAAACGAAUCUCACCAUUUAGAGGACGACCAGCAUGUGACACAGGUCGAACGAAUAGAUGGACGUCAACCUUUUCGAAAUACAGUUGAAGCCAUACUACCCCGACGCAUGUCUCGGUCGCGCUCGCACAACAUCCUUUCGCCGAGCACACGCGUGCUCGUCGAUGUCUCUGUUGAAAAGGCAACAAUGGAUGCCUCACAUUCGCGCUCUGACGCCAUUCACACCACCGUUCGUGCGACUAAAGGGGGAGAGCUACGCCCUCGAGCGUCUACUACGAGCGUGCUGGGCGCCAAGCCACCGACAAACGGUCUUGUAGAACGAGCAAAAUCGUUCGCUCGGAAUUUCGGGCGGAAGAGGAAGCCUGUCUCCGGGUGAGAUGAAGUGGAUGUUGUGCGCCCGGCUCUUGAGGUGUCACGGAGACUUCAGAAUGUAAUGGAUCCAUAUUGAUGAUCCGAGCAGUUGCUAGGUUUCAACUAGGGCGAAUAAUGACCUUGGAGCACUCAUCACCAAGACUUGCCAUCAGAUUUUCAUGUACAAAACCGUGUUACCGACGCGUGAUAUG